Molecule: messenger RNA, 3565 nt
Organism: Oryzias melastigma (Indian medaka)
Lineage: Eukaryota; Metazoa; Chordata; Actinopteri; Beloniformes; Adrianichthyidae
Exons: 1
Coding region: 28-3255 (1075 amino acids)
Source: RefSeq, a predicted model, not a curated record
ACAGGCCUCAAAAUCCAUCAGACCAAAAUGGGGUGCCUAAAGGGAGGACGAGUAAAGCAACGCACAGAGGCAGUGGCAUGCACAAGUGAAGUGCGCGUCAUAGACCCUGGUCAGACGGAGGAGGAGCCAGGCCCGGAGUUACCCCACAGUGCCCGGAACCUCCGAGCUGCAUUAGUCCCCCUACAGAUAGGAAAACCAGAACAUCAUCGGGUGAAGUGGCCUGCUGCGAACAACAAGGAGUGGCAUCAGUUUGACGAGGACGUGGAUAAGAUUAUGGAGAUUACAUCGACGGGCAAUGCAGAUCAAAAACUCCGGGCAAUGUGCACCAUCAUAAUGAGCAUUGGCGCGGAGAGGUUUGGGGUGAAAGAAAAAACGAGUAGCAAACCAGCAAGACCCAACAGGCGGGAGCACAAGAUCAGUCAGCUGAGGCAAGAACUAAAAACCCUGAAGCGCAAGUUCAGAACAGCAAAGGUUGAGGAAAAGAGUGCCUUGUCUGAGCUCAGGGUGUUUUUACGAAGAAAGCUCAUCACACUCAGACGGGCAGAACAGCACAGAAGGAAGGGAAAGGAGAGGGCCAAGAAGCGCAAGGCAUUCAUCUCAAACCCAUUCGGCUUCACCAAGCGAUUACUGGGACAGAAGAAGAGCGGCAACUUGUCGUGUCCUGUAGAGGAGAUUAACCAAUACCUCAACGUCGUCUUUAGCGAUCCAUCAAGGGAUCAAGAUCUUGGCCCAUGUAAGGCACUGAUAAAACCACCGGAGCCUGUGGUCCAGUUCAACACCUCUGAGCCCACCUUGAAAGAAGUCAAAGAAGCAGUGUUGGCAGCAAGAUCAAGCUCCUCCCCAGGUCCCAGUGGAGUCCCAUACAGAGUCUACAAGCAGUGCCCCAAGCUCCUGGUGCGACUAUGGAGGCUCAUCAAGGUGAUCUGGAGAAGGGGUCGGGUUGCUGACCAGUGGAGGUCUGCAGAGGGAGUUUGGAUUCCAAAAGAAGAAGAGGCCAGUAACAUUGACCAGUUUCGGAUCAUCUCACUGCUGUGUGUUGAGGGGAAGGUUUUCUUCAAAAUAAUGUCUCAACGGCUAAUGGAAUUCCUCCUGAAGAAUGGCUACAUCGACACCUCAGUACAGAAGGGGGGUGUCCCAGGUGUACCAGGAUGCCUAGAACACACCGGGGUGGUAUCCCAGCUGAUCCGGGAGGCAAGGGAAAGCAGAGGAGAUUUGGCAACACUCUGGCUGGACCUAACAAAUGCCUAUGGAUCCAUCCCCCACAAGCUUGUCGAAACGGCACUGAAAAGACAUCAUGUGCCAGAGACCAUCACCAGCCUCCUCAUGGACUAUUAUAAUAACUUCCAACUGAGGGUAACAUCGGGAGCAUCAACUUCUGCCUGGCAACGCCUGGAGAAGGGCAUUAUAACAGGCUGUACCAUCUCAGUGCCACUCUUUUCCCUAGCUAUGAACAUGAUUGUUAAAUCAGCUGAGGUGGAAUGUAGAGGCCCUAUGUCAAGAUCGGGCACUCGCCAGCCCCCCAUAAGAGCAUUUAUGGACGACCUCACAGUGACUGCAACCUCAGUUCCUGGCUGCAGAUGGCUGCUGCAGGGGUUAGAAAGACUCAUCUCUUGGGCUAGGAUGAGCUUUAAGCCUGCAAAAUCCAGGUCGUUGGUCCUGAAGAAAGGCAGAGUAGCUGACAACUUCCGCUUCACCAUCGGAGGGACACCAAUUCCAACUGUGACAGAGAAUCCUGUUAAGAGCCUGGGCAAGGUCUUCAACAGCUCCUUAAGAGACACAAUCGCACUGCAGCAAACCAGGGAGGACUUGACAACAUGGCUUGUAGCAAUAGACAAGUCAGGACUUCCAGGAAAGUUUAAAACCUGGAUGUACCAACACGGAGUCCUGCCGAGGCUCCUUUGGCCUCUACUCAUCUACGAGGUUCCCAUGUCAACCGUGGAGACACUGGAACGAACCAUCAGCCAGUUCCUCCGAAGAUGGCUUGGGCUUCCGCGAUCUCUCAGCAGCAUUGCCCUGUAUGGCCAUUCCACCAUGCUGCAGCUUCCAAUCAGUGGCCUGUCAGAGGAGUUUAAGGUCACAAGAGCCAGAGAGCUGAUGAUGUACCGGGACUCCUCCGACAAAAAAGUUUCUUCAGCAGGAAUCAGGGUGAAAACUGGCAGGAAAUGGAAGGCACAGGAAGCCGUCAACAGAGCCGAGGCACGACUGCAGCAUAGCGUCUUGGUUGGCAACAUUGCUGUGGGCCGAGCAGGAUUAGGCAGAUUUGUCAAACCCAGCUACAACAAAGCUAGAGGAAGAGAGAGAAGGCAAAUGGUGCAAGACGAGAUCAGAGCAGAGGUGGAGGAAGAGCGCCGGAUCAAGAUGGUGGCAAUGUACCAGCAAGGUGCCUGGACAAAAUGGGAGCACGUUGAAGAACGUAGAAUCACCUGGUCAGAACUCUGGAGAUGCGAACCACAGCACAUCAAGUUCCUCAUCCAGUCAGUAUAUGACGUUCUCCCAAGCCCAACCAAUCUGCAGCGAUGGGGCUUAUCAGACACCGCGUUAUGCCAACUGUGCCAGAAGAGAGGCACCCUGGAACACAUCCUUAGCUCUUGCUCAAAGGCUUUGGUGGAAGGACGGUACCGCUGGCGUCAUGACCAGGUCCUCAGGGCUCUGGCAGACACAGUCAGCGCAGCAAUCACCAACUGUAAAUACCAGCACACCUCCAAGCAGUUCAUCACCUUCGUCAGAGCAGGAGAGAAGACAUGGCAGCAGCCAAGUCCCACAGGAGGGCUUCUCACCACGGCACGGGACUGGAAACUCCAAGUCGACCUGGGAAGACAACUCAAGUUUCCAGAGCACAUCGCGACCACUGCCUUGCGCCCAGACAUGGUAUUAACAUCACAGUCUUCAAAGCAAGUAGUUCUGAUUGAGCUCACUGUCCCCUGGGAAGACAGGAUGGAGGAGGCCAAUGAACGUAAGAGAGCCAAGUACGCUGAGCUAGUGGCUGAAUGUCGCAGCAAUGGCUGGAAAGCUCGCUGCGAACCAGUUGAAGUGGGGAGCCGGGGUUUUGCUGGUCAGUCCCUACCACGCACCCUCAAGCUCCUUGGGGUGAAAGGGCAGCUGUGCAGAAGAGCAAUAAAAAACAUCAUUGAGGCUGCAGAGAAAGCCUCAAGAUGGCUUUGGAUUCGGAGGGGGGAUCCAUGGAGUAGUGGGCCACUUGGACACAAGUCAAGGGCUGAUCACCCCUGGCUGGGUCGCCCGAGCGAGGGUGUUUGAUGAUCAAAGACCCGAAACACCCCAUGACCUCGGGUUCAUCACUGAUGAUGUGUCCAAGUAGCACCUAGUGGUGUAUUUAGAACUAAGAGUGAGGACAAAAAAGCAACUUAAACUCAAACUUUGACCCUUCCACAAGACACACUUUGCUUUAAUGGGUUCGAAUUUUAAAAUGCGUUUUUUGGUCAUAUAGUUUAGGAUUAGGAAAUAGAGUAGCUGCCUCUAAGUUUAGUAUUGGCAGUUCAAAUUUCAGCUAUUCAGGUAAUUUUUUGCAGUGUCCUUGGGCAAGUCACAUAUCCCUUGAUUGCGUUAC